CUGUUCACCGAUGGAAUCACCAAUAAACUAAUUGGCUGCUACGUGGGUGACAUAACGGAUGAUGUGGUUCUAGUUAGGAUCUAUGGAAAUAAGACCGAGCUCUUAGUAGAUCGAGAUGAGGAAGUGAAGAGUUUCCGUGUGUUGCAGGCUCAUGGCUGUGCACCUCAACUGUACUGUACUUUCAAUAACGGCCUGUGCUACGAGUUCAUGCAGGGAGAAGCACUGGAUCCAGAGCAUGUAUGCAAUCCAGAUAUUUUCAGACUCAUUGCCAGACAGCUUGCUAAAAUCCAUACUAUUCAUGCACAUAACGGAUGGAUCCCUAAAUCUAAUCUGUGGCUGAAGAUGGGGAAAUACUUCUCUCUCAUACCCACAGAGUUUAUGGAUGAGGAAGUAAAUAAAAGGUUUCUAAGUGACAUUCCAAGUCCUCAAGUUCUUCAGGAAGAGAUGGCCUGGAUGAAGGAAAGACUGUCAAAUUUAGGAUCACCAGUGGUACUCUGUCACAAUGACCUGUUGUGUAAGAAUAUUAUUUACAACAAGAAACGAGGUGAUGUGCAGUUCAUAGACUACGAGUACUCUGGAUACAACUACCUGGCUUAUGACAUUGGAAAUCACUUCAAUGAAUUUGCAGGAGUAAAUGAGGUAGACUACAGCCUUUAUCCUAACAGAAAAUUACAGGAACAAUGGCUGAGAUCUUACCUUGAGGCCUACAAAGAAUAUAAAGGAUUUGGCACAGAAGUCAGUGAAAAAGAAGUUGAAGUUCUAUAUGUCCAAGUCAAUCAGUUUGCACUGGCUUCCCACUUCUUUUGGGGAUUGUGGGCUCUAAUUCAAGCCAAAUAUUCCACCAUUGACUUUGAUUUUCUAGGGUAUGCAAUUGUUCGGUUCAACCAGUAUUUCAAAAUGAAGCUGGAGGUCAUGACAUUAACUCUUCCUGAGUAAUGAAGAGGAAGAAACUUACCAAGUGGAUAGACAACCCCUGAAUCUUUUCUGAGAACAGAUACUGGAAAAAAGCUAAACAUUUGUUGAAGUUCUGUAAUGCUCACUUGGUGGUUCUUGCUUUAUAAAUAAUGCCUCUAAACAGUCCUUCAAUGUUAAAUUUAAUAUGAAGAGCAUACGUACUGCUGUUGAUAUAAAAUGGAUUAGAAACUUGCUAAAUCUAUAAAAAGUUGUAGAAAUGGCAAUUUAAUCCUUCUUUGUAAUUUAACAUAUGUUGUAUGUGAAUUAUUUAUUAUAAGUUUAACAUGAUUCCA
Messenger RNA from Pelecanus crispus (Dalmatian pelican), 1247 nucleotides. The record is from RefSeq and is a predicted model, not a curated record. NCBI's taxonomy places the organism in Eukaryota, Metazoa, Chordata, Aves, Pelecaniformes, Pelecanidae.